This is a messenger RNA of Gastrolobium bilobum, 2067 nucleotides long. RefSeq lists its product as uncharacterized. The coding region runs from base 1 to 2067 and encodes 688 amino acids. The transcript has 2 exons. The record is from RefSeq and is a predicted model, not a curated record. Lineage: Eukaryota; Viridiplantae; Streptophyta; Magnoliopsida; Fabales; Fabaceae.
AUGGAUGAAAGGAAAUUGAAUAUCAAUGCCCCUCUUAUGUCUGUGAGGCGCUCUUCUGGUCCAUCACCAUCCUUAGCUGAAGCAAAGAGAAAGAUAUUAGAGAAGCAACAAGCUCUUCCAUACUAUAAGUCAGAUACAACCUUAGAUCAGAUAACAGAACCUGUUGCAGUGCCUUUCAAUUGGGAGCAUAUCCCUGGAAGACCCAAGGGUAAUGGUGGAUCUGAACCUCAACCUCUCGAGGAGGCUUCAAUUACUCCAAACCCAUGUCUUCCCCCUGGAAUGUCCACAAAUGUUGCUAAACAGCCAUUGGAAAAGGAAUGUAAUGUUGCAAAUAAAUUCAGGUCCUCAAGUAAAUCAAACUCUUUGAGUGACAGUGUAAGUAAAAUAGAUUGUGACAAAGAAGGAAAAGAUGAGAAAAUAAAAAAUGUGGAAGAGGAUGAUGAUGAUGAUGAUGAUGAUGUUUAUUCUGAUGCCCUUGAAACCCUGUCACCUACAGAAUCAUUCUCUAUGAACUGUAGUGUAAGUGGUGUAAGCGGCUUAGAUAAUUUGGAUGCAAGCAAGUCUGGAAUCUCUUCUACUGACAAACAAACUCAAGACUUCAUGAUGAGCCGCUUUUUACCUGCUGCAAAGGCUAUGACUUUAAAGCCUCCUCAAUAUGCUUCAAGAAAGCAACCCCUUCUGACAGAACAACCUAGGGAUGUUAUCAAACUGGUUCCUCAGCAAAAGAAGUCCUUUGUUAAUAGAUAUAUCACUGACAUUAUACCAUAUAGUGGCGAAUGUCAAGAAGAAGAAGAAGAAAGUGGUGAUGAAACUGAUGAUUAUGCAAAUAUUUCAGCUAAAGGUUGUGGAUUGUUUCCCCGCUUAUGGGAUAGGAAUUCAUUGUGCUUAUUAAAUCCAAUGCCUGAGUCAAAAAUGGGGAACCAGUUUCCCAUGUGUUCUGCCUAUGAGGUUGGAAAGCCUAACAAAAAUUCUAAUAUUCGCUCGUAUAAACCAGCUCCAGCUAUAAAGAAGGCUUGGGAUGCUAUUCAUAAGAGCAAAUCAAGUUCUGGAGCUGCAUCACCAGACAUGCAUUUAAGAAAAAAAUGGACUAGUGAAUCAAACAGGUUUACUUACUCGGGUGAGUUGAAGCAGCUUAGUAGGCUCUCUUCCUUUCGUCGUUCAAGUGGUACUGUUGCUGCUGCUGCUGCUGGUAUAUCUUCUUUUCAAAGGAAACCUCAAUCUCCUUUUCCUGGAGCAAGGUUGCUUGGUGAUUCUAAACAUGCUGAGAGUAAUCAAUCUGGCAAAUUGAAAUUCCUGAGCCGAGAACAUGAAAGUAUUAAGGAGGUGCUAUCACAAGGAGCCAAAAAAAGUUCAAAUUCAGGGAGCCUUACAAUGGAAAAGACAUUGCACAUAGAUACUGCAAGCACAGUAAAACUAUCAUGCUCAAAUUCAAGUUCUAUAGAUUCAAGUUCUAUAGGUCACACACAAAGGAUAGACACUGUGGUAGGGAAAGAAAGAAAUUCCACUGUAGAUUCUUUUCAAGAUAUGAAAUACCUACAAGCUUCGGAGGAAAAUUUGGAUUCUGAGGUAUUAAGUUCUAUGGAUGCCAAUUCUUCAACUUUGUCUAGCAUGUUAUAUCUAAUGGCCAAAGAAGACAAAGCUGAAAGAUUGACAACUGAUCAAGAAAUUAAUCAAGAAUCCAUGUCCUUGCAACUUGUGCAAAGUUCAUUUGAUGAAGAUGCAAUGAUCAACAACCAGCAAAUUGUAGUAGUUGAAGAUUCAGGAAAAGUUGGAGCUGAAUAUGCUCUACAUCCACUUCCCCCACCAUUGCCAAAGUCACCUUCUGAGUCCUGGCUUUGUCGUGCCCUGCCUUUAGUUUCUUUGAAGAAUCCGUUCCUGCAUUCAAAUCAAGGUACUCAAUCCCAUUCUAAAAGGCAGAGUUUUAAUAGAUCAUCCAGCUAUACUAAGUGGGAAACAAUAGUGAAAACUUCAAAUUUGCAUCAUGAUCAUGUAUGCUGUUCUAAGGUAACCUCAUUAAACCCUUUAGCCAUUUUUUUGUCUUCCUCAAUGGUGAGGUCACAUAGAUAA